AUGGAGCUUCCAUCUCUGAUACACGAGACCGAUGAAGGAGAUUCGACCAAUCAACCCGAUCUGAACAAAAGCCCCUCUUUUAAACAGGAUCCAGUGUCUCCGGAUCUUCGCAAACACCUACACAUUAAAUCCGAACAGAGACGUCGAGGAAGAAUCAUUGACGGCUUCCAAAAGCUACGAGGGUUAAUUCCAAGCGUGAAACCCCAGACCGACUCCAAAGCCCAGGUCCUCAGCAAGGCGUCCGAAUACAUAGAGACUUUACAGCACGAAAACAGCGUUUUAUCUACCGAUCUUGAGUCUGUGAAGGGUUAUGCGAGCCAAUUGCAUAACCAACUAAUAAGAAUGAAUGUGACACCUUCGGUUCCCCCGCCGCAGCUUCAUGGAGGACAUGCCACGCAGCAUCAUCCUCAAUUGCAUUAUCCAGCUAAUAUGGGGACUUUGCCCCCACCAUUUCCAUAUUCACAUCUGGAGCAUUCCAGAAUCCCGUAUCCGGGCCCCUCUCUCCCCCCACCUCCUCACAUGGGGGUACCGCAUUUCCAGCCUUAUACAAGAGGGCCGUCCGACCCUCCGCUGAACAUGUCUCCGGCACGAAACCCCAGUGACGAGCUCACAUAUUUGGGGACCUCGUCCAAUGCAGAGAGCCCCAAUGCUCCUCGCCGCUCAGAAUCCAACGAAGGAUACGCUCCCAAGAGGACAUAG
Messenger RNA from Ogataea philodendri, 699 nucleotides. RefSeq lists its product as uncharacterized. Bases 1 to 699 code for a protein of 232 amino acids. The record is from RefSeq and is a predicted model, not a curated record. The transcript has a single exon. Gene Ontology annotation, cellular component: RNA polymerase II transcription regulator complex. Gene Ontology annotation, molecular function: DNA-binding transcription factor activity; protein dimerization activity. NCBI's taxonomy places the organism in Eukaryota, Fungi, Ascomycota, Pichiomycetes, Pichiales, Pichiaceae. Gene Ontology annotation, biological process: positive regulation of transcription by RNA polymerase II.